AUGAACUACUUAAACAAGCCCCUCAGCACCUUCUCCACGAAUGUCGUGAACCCGAUGUACUACGUCAGCUUCUCCACCGCGACAAUUGUCGCCUCUGUCAUCCUCUUCCGAGGCUUCAACACGGACGACCCCGCCAACUCCAUCUCCCUCCUCACCGGCUUCAUCACCACCUUCCCAAGCGUUCACCUUGAGAUUUCCCGCAAGCGCGACCUCGGCACUCUCCCCGGGGGCCACCACCCACACUCCGCCCUUGAGUCCGGCUUGAUGAACCUGCGACUGAGCAUACAUGGACGAAUGUUGAUCGCCGGGUGGAACGACACAGCAGGGACGCCUAUUGGGAGCAUAAGGCCCAUACAGACGCUCUUUGAGGCGCUUGAGGAGGACGGGGACGAGGACCACGCAGAUGGGAUGGGGCUGGACACGUUGCAUGAGGCGGAGGACGACGAGCUCGAGGCGGACGAGCGGACGGCGCUGGGGAAGGGGAGGAACUAG
Molecule: messenger RNA, 492 nt
Organism: Dichomitus squalens LYAD-421 SS1
Lineage: Eukaryota; Fungi; Basidiomycota; Agaricomycetes; Polyporales; Polyporaceae
Exons: 3
Coding region: 1-492 (163 amino acids)
Biological process (GO): magnesium ion transport
Cellular component (GO): membrane
Molecular function (GO): magnesium ion transmembrane transporter activity
Source: RefSeq, a predicted model, not a curated record